AGCAAACUUAGGCGCUGCAGUUUAUGAUACCAAAAACACAAAAGGCAAGCAAAUUUCUUAUUGGGUGAUUUAAGCAAUACACUUUAUAGUUGUACAAUGAAAAAAGGCAAGUUGAAUAUGCUUGGAGAUUUAAAAGAUACAUACCCAUUGGAAAAACAUCACGAAGGAAGCGAAGAAAAAGUCGUUGAAGAUGGGCAGAUUAAAGAUGUCGCAUUUUCAAAUGACACUAGCGCUUUAGUAUAUUUGUGGUUAAUAAUCUUUAGUAUUCUAAUGUUCACAUUUCCAUUCAUCACUUUUUAUGGUGUGCGAUCUUGGCUGCAUGAGUCAUUUGAUAUUUCUGAGUUUUAUGUAAAUUGCUGGGCAGUGCUUUCUUCAGUGCUUGUUGUAAAUGUUAUUAUUUGUUUAUACGUUUUCAAAGCAAUAAGUGAGGAAAAUAAUAGCGACUUAGUAAUGCAAAAACAAAAUAAGAAAGAUAUUUAAAUUAAUAAAAAAUAACUGCUUUGAAAA
Molecule: messenger RNA, 507 nt
Organism: Bactrocera latifrons
Lineage: Eukaryota; Metazoa; Arthropoda; Insecta; Diptera; Tephritidae
Exons: 1
Coding region: 97-480 (127 amino acids)
Biological process (GO): vacuolar proton-transporting V-type ATPase complex assembly
Cellular component (GO): endoplasmic reticulum membrane
Source: RefSeq, a predicted model, not a curated record